AAGCAUUGAUAUCAAGACCUUACAAAAUCCAAAGAAGAUUCCAUUAAAUUCUAUCUUCAUUGAACAAAUUUCGAAUAUUCCUGUUGAUGUAGAUCUUACUCCUGGCUCCGUAGCUCACCUAGCUUCUUUAUUUGAUAUAAAAGAAAGUUUACCGGAAACAGAAGUAAGUGGAUUAUCUGAAAAGGUUUCUGAUGAAACAAAUAUAAACAUACCACCUAUAAACAAAGAUACAUCCAACGAAUCCCGACUUCCGAUUUCAAUUUUACCAGAUGAUCCAGAAAAAAAUGGAAUCAUGUUAUUAAAAUGGUAUUGGACCGAUUUCCUUGUCUAUCAUUAA
Messenger RNA from Entrophospora sp. SA101, 337 nucleotides. The record is from the annotation of a GenBank genome assembly. Lineage: Eukaryota; Fungi; Glomeromycota; Glomeromycetes; Entrophosporales; Entrophosporaceae.